Messenger RNA from Seminavis robusta, 4174 nucleotides. The record is from the annotation of a GenBank genome assembly. NCBI's taxonomy places the organism in Eukaryota, Bacillariophyta, Bacillariophyceae, Naviculales, Naviculaceae.
CCCAACUUUGGAUCUUACACACAAAACUUGAUAGAAGGAAUUUUUCCAAAGUGUGAACGUGUGAAACAUUCGUCGCUUUCCUACCAAGUAAAUUUUGGCAAGGGAUCAGUCUCUCUCUUGUCAGUGAUUUGUCGGUGGAGGCCCAUUCGAAUCGUUCGUCUUCUUGAGUGAAUUCGACCUGUAGCCGGAACAAAAAUGGAGCUGAAGCUGGAGAAAAUGCCGCCCUGGUUGGGUGGAGAGACCCACGGGCCAUUGAUGUCUGAAGAAUUCAUUCGACCCGUCGACGAGGAUGAGAUUCCCCACUUUCCCGAAUGCGACUAUGAUAAAAACCCCACUAGUCUCUUCAAAGCCAUUGAAACUAGACAAUGGGAUGCCAUUUCAACUUUCCUACUCAGUGGCUAUUGGCGUGGUGAGACUGCUCCUGACGAAAAGACACCAUCGGCUCAGGUGUGCACAUGGGUGACUAAAUACGAGACCACUAUUGAUGGCAACGAUGAGUGUGGAAAAUGGACGCAGCUACCAAUUCAUGCUUCAUUGACGUUUGGAGCUCCCGACAACGUCAUCCGCCUACUUCUGAAGUUCUGCCCGGGAACUGCUGCUUGCGCGGACGAACAAAGACUGUUGCCACUGCAUUUGGCAUUUCUUCAUGGAGCUUCGGAUGAAGUGCUGAGCUUGCUCUUGGAAGCGUUUCCCAUGGCAUCCUUUGUGCGUAACUUUAAAGGCAAAACGCCAGUAGAAUGUGCUCCCCACAAUGGGCCGCACGCACAAAGAGCUGAGAUGAUGCAAGUGAUUCUUAAAAAGAACAGGAACCGGUGGGAAGAACAAAAAGCCAAGUUACAAGCCAGUCAGAAGAAGACGCGGGAUAUACUUCGACGAACCAAGGACACGCUGAGGAACAAGGUUGAGGAAAUAUCCAAUCUCAACACAGAGGUUGAUCUGGUCAGGUGUAAAGAGGAUCAGAGCAAGAAAAAGCUUCUGACGUUGGUUUCGGAGCUCAAGGAGAUCAAUGGAUGGUACCAGCAGCAAGAGAAGGUGGCAACGAAAGAGGACAUUGUUGAAGAUCUUUCGACGAAGCUUGCCGCCUUGAAUCAAGUGGCUGAAUACUUGGUUAAUGAACAAGAGGGUGGAGACCCACUCGUGAGGGAUCGGUUUAGGCGCAGUUUGUUUGGUGACAUCCCUCAUACCUGGACAGGCAAGACUGAAGCUGACGAAGAGAGCGCCAGUGUAUACUCUUCAGGAACAAAGGGUUCGUGCUACUCGAGAGACAUCCACAUGAAUCCUUACAUCAUCUUCAUGGGGCCCAAUAGCGAUAUGCCAGGCGCGUCCAAGAUGGACCACGUACAUUCCCAACUCUCCAUGUCGAGCGCUGGAUCAAUUCCCAGUGUAACGUUCGGUGAAGUGGAGCUGGUCUCAAGCGGCGAAAGGAGGAAGUCGUCCAGAAAGAAAGGAAAGCAGGAAACUAAGAAAGAGGUUCUUGACAGCAUACAAGAGGCUGAGGCAGGAAAAGACCCGAUACAAGAGAGUGGGGCAGAAACACAAACGCUUGACAUUGCCGACGACAGCGGGACAAAGAAUGAUUUGCUCAGCAUGCCGCAAAUGAAGGAAGAACAGGUAGAUUCGUUAUUGGGCGUCACAGAGCUUAGUGAGGAAAAGAUCGAUUCGCUCGUCGGGGCGAUUGAGAAGACCGACGUGUCGAGAGCACCGAGUACUGGUUCACGCAGCAUUGCAUCAUGGAGGGAACCACUCAUGAACACCGAAGUCACAGAAGCAAGCAGAGGUACCCUCGCAGCCCUGCUGAAGAAGAAACACGCUCAAGAGAUCAAUGCGGGCCCUGGACUUGAUGCCGCAUUAGAAAUGACUUCCUUGGACAUGGAGGAAUCGUUGGACAGCCCAUGGGAACAUCAGAACGAGUCUAUGGACCGCGGGACGUUUUCUUCGAUGUCGAGAACAAGCACACCAGGAAGUCGCUCAAGCGGUGCAAGAUUCAGCUCAUUCCAGGAUGUCCCCGGCGACGGUAUCUUUUACAAUGGCACGUAUACCGGAACAGCUGGAACGGAAACAUUUGGAGCUUUUUCUGGCACCGAUGCUUUUUCUGGCACAGACGCCUUUUCUGGUACAGAUGCCUUUUCUGGUGCCGACACGCGAACGUUUUCGGAUGUACAGGACGAAGCAUCAGCAACAUCAUCCGCUUCAUCAAGAGUCUGUGCAGGCGGCUCGUACUACCAAGUUGAGAAAGUGUACAACGAAGCCGUGCGAAUACCGUCCUUUAGAAACAACUCUUAUCCGUCGGAUGAAGGGGACCGCGCUUCGCCUUCCAGCUCCGUGGAAGCGCCCUUAGAUAGUUCUACACGCCCAGAUGCCACAAAAGAAAUGAAACCCAAUGAAGACGAUGAAUAUGUGAUAUCUCGAAUCGCGUUGGCUUCGGAGCCAUUCCUAAGCCAGUCAGCCUCACAGGAUUCAGAGCCAGAGGAACCAAACGUCGAAGAGGAGUCGCAGCUUCGUCCAAAUGAUCGGAGACCUGUCACUGAAACGAAGAGAGAGCUGCCGCCCCGACCACCGCGAGCUCCAGGCACGCCCAAGCGUGCCUCCAUAUUGAAAACGUUGAAGCGUGCGUCACGUAAGUUUUCAGUGAAAAAGAUGAUGAAACGCAAGAGCUCCAAAUCAAAGAAAGACGACGACAUUAUGCAAAUUAUUGAUCGGGCCUAUGACAAGAGCGAAUCAUUGCAGUCUUCGGCUCAUAGCAAGAGCGAGGAUGGAGAUUUGGAGCAGGAACUGGCGAAAAUUGAACAUACUCUUUCUAGAGCUGAGAUGACCUUAAGCCUUCUUUCGAGCGCUGCUUCAGGUGGUGAUCCAGAUAGCUCCGUGCAAAGCUUCACCAAAGACAAUAUCGAUGGCCCAGAGAAAGCAGAUGCUUCAGGUCCUACAGAAGAUCACCAAGGCUCUUUCAGGAGCUCCAAGAGGGAGAGUCUCGAGGACGAAAAUUCAGCGAGCUACGAAACUCUUCCAUCUCUCGCAUCAAGGGGUUCCCCGAGCGUUGAAGAGAAGAAGACUAGAGGACGUGAUCACUACAAGAUAUCAAGCAGCUCGGUUUCAUCUGAAACCAGGUCCUAUUCAACAACGUACGAGGAACCAGUCACUCCUAUGGAUUCCUUUUUGUCAUUGGACUAUCUGUCUCGUGCACAAAACGCCUUCUUUGAGCAAGUUGCUUCGACCAUCGGGGGUGCCAUGGCCCUCGGGGCCUCGAGCACCGACAUAAGCAAAAGUACGAAACGUAACUCUGAGAUUGAUCUAGCUGACGCAGCUCCUUCAGAUCCAGCGGUUCCAGACGUUGAUGCAGGUCCAGAUUCAGCUGCUUCCGAGGAUGCACCCCAAGACGGCGCACCCCCAGACGACGCACCUCUAGACGAUUGGGCUCCAGACCAAACUCCUGCAGACAUGGCACUUCCAGCCAUUGUGAAAUCGGUUUCUUCCAUCAAAGGCGUCGAAUUGAUGGCGAGAAAUGAUACGGGCGAUGAGAUGUACGAAGACAAUUUGGAGAGCAGAACUUUCUCUGAUGGCUCUACCAGAGGAAACGAACCCGAGCACAGAGACGGUGAUAAUCAGUCCACAGAAGGCAUGUUUGUCGAGGUAGUUGAUGAAGGGUCUGCACGAGAUCUACCAGAAGUUUCGGACACACCGCAAGGCAUCCAAGUUGACACUAACGAAGGCGCGGUGGAGGUUCUCCUGCCCGAUGAAGCAAGAGAAGAGGAGGAGGAGGAAGAAGGAAACGACGAGGAUACUAACAAAGUGGAGGACACGAAGGACCAAGACGAAACCCCUGACGCCGCCAAUGCUGCCGAUGCUGCUCCCUCCAAGAACCAGAAAACCUUUUCCGGACUUCGAGGAUCUUUCCGAGGUGUUAUCAAGAAAGCAAAAGGAUCCAAGAAGAAGCAGAGUGCACGCGACGUUUCGAGCAACGAACAGUCCCACCCCAAUAGCGCCAAAGCAACGGUUACGGCAACCCGUGAGUAGAGUAUCAGAAAUGCGAAGAGGUACAGUAUCUGACAGACCAAUGCCUGUGAGCCCCUAUACAUCUCAGAUAAGAAGUAGCAUAUGUUGUUUGAUAGCAGUGUUUAGAUGAUGCUACUAGUACUCUAGCUAGCUAGCUAGCUAGCUAGCUACGGUAGCUAUGUAG